CUUAACUGCAAGACUACUUUAUUAAUGGACCAACACCAACUUAUUGAAUAUUCAUCACUCAUGUUAACUUCAAAUAACCUGAAAAAACCAGCUGGCAGGAAGAAGUUUCGCGAAACUCGACAUCCGAUAUACAGGGGAAUCAGCAUGAGGAAUUCGGGAAAAUGGGUGGCUAGAGCUCAUGAUGUGGCUGCUAUAGCAUUAAGGGGUCGUACUGCUUGCUUAAAUUUCGCUGACUCUAUUUGGAGGUUGCCUAUCCCGGCUUCCUCAGACACCAAAGAUAUUCAAAGGGCAGCCGCUGAGGUUGCCCAUGCCUUCCGACCAUUGGUAGAGUCUGAAGGAGUUUUAGGAGAAUUUGCUAGCAGUACUACUCCUGAAAUGCGAGAAAAUGCGUUCUUCAUGGAUGAGGAAGAGCUGUUCUACAUGGCGGGAUUACUUACAAAUAUGGCGGAAGGACUAAUGCUACCUCCACCUGAAUGUUCAGAAAUCGGAGAUCAUUAUGUGGAAGCUGAUGAUAGUUGCAUGAGUGACAUGUCUUUAUGGAGUUAUUCUUUAUAAAUAAUUAUUACUACUUUGACAGUUUAUAUGCAAUGGAAAUGCUCCCUCAAAGUGAGAAUGUUUAGGAGAUAUUCCUAGCGUUAUUUCGUACUCAAUAUUUGGAUGGUACGGAUGUUAACAUGUAUUGUAAUUUUGUCAUGACAAUUAAUAAUAUUUAGAAAUUACAACUUCUUUUGUGUCUAAAUUUUAAUGUUUCGAUCUAAUGUAAGCAUGCUGAAGCGAAAACUAUUGGG
Solanum dulcamara is the source of this 788-nucleotide messenger RNA. Its product is annotated as dehydration-responsive element-binding protein 1A-like. Gene Ontology annotation, molecular function: DNA-binding transcription factor activity; DNA binding. The record is from RefSeq and is a predicted model, not a curated record. Gene Ontology annotation, biological process: regulation of DNA-templated transcription. The transcript has a single exon. Lineage: Eukaryota; Viridiplantae; Streptophyta; Magnoliopsida; Solanales; Solanaceae. Bases 25 to 555 code for a protein of 176 amino acids.